AUGGAUUCAUCACUGGCUAUCGACGCGUUAAGGCACGCUAUCCCAGAUGGUCAAUUCUCUCUUCGGGGUACGGCAGAGUACGAAAACUUGAACUCUUCGUAUCUUUCUCAGCUAGAAAGCGAUCUUAAACCAGCUUGCAUACUUCAACCCCGAUCUAAACAAGAUGUGGCUGCGUUCGUGAGGGCAAUCCAGCCUUUUGCCUCAAAAGGAGACACCAAAUUUGCCGUUCGUGGGGGAGGCCAACAACCAGCGCCCAGUUGCGCCAAUAUCCAAAAUAGUAUCACCGUUGACCUAGGCCUUAUUAUAGCCGCUUCCGAAAUAUACAAGAUAGCACUCGAACCUAUUAAGCUGGUAGAAGGCUUAAGGUGCUCCUUCACUCUCCAACCAUAUCCUGUCUCGCUACUAGAAAAGUCAGCUCAGAAUGGGGGUAAUUCCCUGGGUCUAAAUGCAGCUAACGGACCCCUCGUAUCAGUUUUACUACUUUCUUAUUGGCAAGAUGCCGAGGAUGAUAAGAGGGUUUUAGAGAUGAUAGUUGCGCUCGAAAAGAUCAAGGCAGAGGCAUCUGACAAAGGACCCUAUUGGAUCUUACGGCGAACGCAAUAA
Molecule: messenger RNA, 603 nt
Organism: Daldinia loculata
Lineage: Eukaryota; Fungi; Ascomycota; Sordariomycetes; Xylariales; Hypoxylaceae
Exons: 2
Coding region: 1-603 (200 amino acids)
Molecular function (GO): flavin adenine dinucleotide binding
Source: RefSeq, a predicted model, not a curated record